AUGGCCUUCCGUAUUUUCCUUAUCCUUGCGACGUUUCUGCUCUUCUUAGCGGCUUCUUCUACUACCGCAGAAACUACUAGCGCAACUACCUCCACCGACCCUUCUGCCCUUCCUUCGGAUAUUUCUUCGCUGCCAGACUGCGGUAUAGAGUGUCUCUCGACAGCCGGAAAGGAAAUUGGCUGCGCCGGUACUGACCUAGAAUGUAUAUGCUCGCAAAGCGACCCGUUUGCAGACAGUUUCGAGCAAUGUCUGAAAAACGAGUGCACUAUUAAAAUAUUCAAAACCUCUUAA
Fusarium odoratissimum NRRL 54006 is the source of this 291-nucleotide messenger RNA. RefSeq lists its product as uncharacterized. Lineage: Eukaryota; Fungi; Ascomycota; Sordariomycetes; Hypocreales; Nectriaceae. The coding region runs from base 1 to 291 and encodes 96 amino acids. The record is from RefSeq and is a predicted model, not a curated record. The transcript has 2 exons.